AUGGCGGAACCAUCGAGAAGAACUCCGAUUGCCAGCAGGGCCGAUCCCAUAGUCCUGUUGGACGAUGAUGAUGACGUCGACAUGGUUGCAGCCGCUCCUCAAGCUUCUACACACGCACACAUGCUGUCGCCAUCUGGCUCGCUUACUAAUCUCACUCCUGCUGUUUCGGUCUCGACUUCAUCGAAUGGCAGCGACCACCAUUCCAAUGGUGCUCCUCUCAACGGAAGGGGGAUCAGCAAGGACUUUUCCAGCCUGGAUCAAUACCGCUCCGGCCUUGUCUAUUCUUCGGACAUGAUGUUGCAUUCCAACCCAAUCGACCGCGACCACCCGGAGAAGCCUGUUCGAAUCUGGAUGAUUUUGAGAAAGCUACAGGAGAAAGGCAUCAUAAAGCACAUGAAACGAAUCGAAAUUCGCCAAAUCAAAGAGAAGGAGGUCUUGCUUGUCCACGACAAAGGCAUCUGGAAAGGUGUUGAAAAUUCAGCUCUCUACCACCCAGACAUCUUGAAGGAGCACGUGCCUAUGCUCGAAAAUACAAGCUCGCUUUACAUCAACGAGCACUCUGCUUACGCAGCUCGAUUGUCAUGCGGUGGAGCCGUCGAGCUUUGCGACGCUAUCGCCUCCGGUCGUAUCCGCAAUGGUUUCGCGGUCAUUCGUCCACCAGGUCACCACGCAGAGCCCCACAAAAGUAUGGGCUUCUGCUUCUACAACAACGUUGCCGUAGCUACCAGAUGCUUGCUGCAGAAGUACCCGAACACUAUCCGCAAAGUGCUCAUCCUCGACUGGGAUGUUCAUCACGGCAACGGCACACAGCGCGCUUUUGAGAGCGACGCGGAAGUCCUCUACAUCUCUCUUCAUCGCUAUGACGAGGAUGGUAGCUUUUAUCCCGGUUCAUCUUAUGGCAACUACACGAGUUCCGGUACCGGCCCAGGCGAGGGUAAGUCGGUCAAUGUGCCUUGGCCUUCGAAGGGGAUGGGUGAUGCAGACUAUAUGUACGCCUUUCAUCACCUCGUCAUGCCGAUCGCGCAAGAAUUUGCGCCGGACUUCGUCAUCAUUUCAGCCGGCUUCGAUGCGGCCGAAGGCGACCCGAUCGGCCAGAAUCGUGUUUCGCCAGGUGGCUACGCACAGAUGACGCACGCUCUUACGUCGCUGUGCCAGGGCAAGGUUGCUGUAGUACUCGAAGGUGGCUAUAACCCUGAAGUGGUAGCGGAAAGCUCUCUAGCCGUCACUGAGGUUCUACUCGCAAGGAAAACCCAGGAACCGCAGGAAACGGUUGCCUGCACUCUCGCUGCGCAGACGGUGCAGCAGGUCUGUCGCUUCCACUCCAAAUAUUGGAAGUCUCUCAAGGUGCCGGAUAUUGAUACCGACGAUCUGGACCGUACUUCCGCUAGCGCUCCUCAAACUGUCAAGGUGACCGAACUUCUCGCCGAGUACCGCAACAAGGUGGUUUGCGAAAAGUUCGACCUCUUCGGUGUUCCUCUUUUCAAUACGCCACACGUCGAUUUCGACGGUCAGGUGUUGUGCUCGGAGGGAAUCCUUCACCGUUACGAAACUAUCAUCUUCUUCAUCCACGACAUGGGCAAUCUCCGCUCCGAGAGACCCGAACUAAACAACAGCUUAGGACUCGAAGCACUGCAACUCGCAGAUGCUUCGAGCCUCCUCAUCGGAUACGCCAAAUCGCGAAAUUAUGGCUUGGUAGACAUGAACAUCUUUAAAGAGUUCAGCGCUACCAAACCGAUGCUGCCUGGUCUCAAUAAGGCGGUCGCAGGCUCUACUGCUGACAUACAUAGGGUCUCGGAAGCUCGUUCAGCGGCAGCGUUUGUGUGGGACAAUGUGGUUGCGCUUGCUGGGACGUCUAAGGGGGUGAAGAAUAUUGUCAUGGUUGGAUUCGGUUCUGGAUGUCAUGUCGUGACGUCUCUUCUCGAGCAGAGAGACACAAAACAUGUCAGGGCAGUAGUUAAUGUGGUAGGGUAUGGCGAGAUGCCUAGUCUUUCGCUUCAUGCGGAUUUGGCAAGGAAAAAGUUCUACUACAACAAGUCAAAGGUGCUUGCGCCAGCUGACCACCGUCAUCUACUCGAGCGAGGCGAGGCAGCGCCAUUGAAGAGGUUUGGCAAGAUUCAACCGAUCAACCACACUCGCGCAAUCAACAUCCUGAGCAGCAACGUCGACGAGAUCAAAUCAUUCGUCGAUAAGAAGCUCCGCAUUGCGAGAGCUGCUGCGGACACCAUAUCUUAA
Messenger RNA from Ustilago hordei, 2232 nucleotides. RefSeq lists its product as uncharacterized. Gene Ontology annotation, biological process: chromatin organization. Gene Ontology annotation, molecular function: histone deacetylase activity. Gene Ontology annotation, cellular component: histone deacetylase complex. The coding region runs from base 1 to 2232 and encodes 743 amino acids. NCBI's taxonomy places the organism in Eukaryota, Fungi, Basidiomycota, Ustilaginomycetes, Ustilaginales, Ustilaginaceae. The record is from RefSeq and is a predicted model, not a curated record. The transcript has 3 exons.